Messenger RNA from Arachis stenosperma, 1122 nucleotides. RefSeq lists its product as uncharacterized. NCBI's taxonomy places the organism in Eukaryota, Viridiplantae, Streptophyta, Magnoliopsida, Fabales, Fabaceae. The record is from RefSeq and is a predicted model, not a curated record. Gene Ontology annotation, molecular function: protein binding. The transcript has 8 exons. The coding region runs from base 1 to 1122 and encodes 373 amino acids.
AUGGCGGGCUUAAUCUCGCUUCUAUCUCUCCCUCGUCAUCCUCCUCAAUCCAUCGUUACCACCGCCGCUUCGUCUUCAACCGUCGAAAGUUCCAAGCCACACGCUCCUUCUUUACCACUGUCGAAGUUGUUUCCCAUAGUCACUGUUCCUAGCCAGUGCGACGAUCUCGGAUCAUCUUUCGGAUCUCGGAUCUUCUCCGGCGACGACCUCCUUCGGCGACAUCUCCUCCCGUGGGAGGUUGAUGUGAGGAAGCUUGAUAUGAAUGAGAGACAACAGAUCGUUGACAAGAUCUACAAGGUUUCUGAAGAAGAUAACGAGAAGUAUUUGAUCAAGUUCAGAAAUAGACUUGAAAAGUCAGCUAAUGCAUAUGUGGAGGCACAUGCUCCUUUUCCUUACAGCGAACCAUUUUUCGGUGGUUCAUUAGUUGCUUAUGGACCGCAGGCUGUUGGCUGCUGUGGAGGGAUGCAUAUUCUUGAUCUUGUCACUAGAGUGUGGGUUAGUCCUGAAUGCAAAUGGACACCUCCUUCGCCCCGGGAGAGCCACACGGCCGUGCUCGUUGGCGGCUAUAGACUAGUGAUCUUUGGUGGUAGUGGGGAAGGCAGAGCAAACUAUUUGAAUGAUUUGCACAUUCUUGAACUAGGAACCAUGAGAUGGACUUGCCCUGAGUUGAAAGGUGAAUUUCCUGUCCCUAGGGACAGUCAUAGUACCAUUGCCAUUGGGAACAAGCUUAUUGUAUAUGGUGGAGAUUCAGGUUAUCAGUACCAUGGAAACAUUGAUAUUCUUGAUAUGGAAACAAUGACUUGGUCUAAAUUGAGAAUUCAAGGUUCUUCACCAGGAGUCUGGGCAGGUCAUGCUGCAGUAAACAUUGGAACCAAGGUCUAUAUCAUUAGAGGGGUUGGAGAAAAACGUUACUAUAAUGACAUUUGGAUCUUUGAUAUAUGCACUUGUUCAUUAUGGACUCAACUCUAUAUAACUGGUCAACUACAUGGACUCAGCACUUAUAUCACUACAUGUUUCCUGUUCUUGGCUGUAUUGCUGUAUGAGGUUAACAAAAUCUCAGGAUCAGUGCUUUCAGUUCAAACAAGCGACUCCAGAAGUAAAAAGUAUAGUGGGAGAGGUUAG